Physella acuta is the source of this 3115-nucleotide messenger RNA. RefSeq names its product replication protein A 70 kDa DNA-binding subunit. Lineage: Eukaryota; Metazoa; Mollusca; Gastropoda; Physidae. Gene Ontology annotation, biological process: DNA recombination; DNA repair; DNA replication. The record is from RefSeq and is a predicted model, not a curated record. Gene Ontology annotation, cellular component: nucleus. Gene Ontology annotation, molecular function: DNA binding.
AAAAAGUCAACUCACUUCCUGUUGCGAACCAAAUAGCGCGCCUUUCUGGUUGAUCUUUUGUGUUGGACUUCUAGAUCUACUGCGUUAUAAAAUUUUGUUUCGCCUAAGUAAUUAAAAUAUUGAGGUCUACAGAUCUAUAACAAGAUGGUUAAACUAACUAACGGUGCCAUUGUUGAUAUACUUAAUGGUGGCACGCCUGAAAAACCACUAUUACAAGUCAUAAAUGCCAAAAAAAUAGAAUCUGCCAACACUGUUGAUCGCUAUCGACUUUUGUUGUCAGAUGGUGACUAUUCGUAUUCUCAUGUUAUGAUGGCUGCUCAGCUAAACAAGAUGAUGGAAAGCAAUGAAGUCACAAAUUUCUGCGUCAUUGAAGCCACAAAAUAUAUGUGUAACAAGUUGCCUGGCGAAAAGCGUGUCAUUAUUUUACUGGACAUCAAAGUCUUGGCUAAAGGUAGCGAAGUCGGCCAAAAGAUUGGCAAUCCUACUACUAUUAACCCAACACAAGUUCCAACAAAACCUGUCAGUUCAGAACCUGCUGGUGUGGAUAAAAAUCCUGUCAUACUGCAAUCUAAACAAGUAAACAACACAACUGGAAGAGCACAGCCUAGCUUGAGUUCUGGCUUGUCUGCGAAUUCAUCUGUCAGCAAGAGUUUGACUCCCAAUACACCAUCUCGUCCUCACUCCAUUGCUAGCUUGACUCCAUAUCAGAACCGAUGGCGCAUUAGGGCCAGGGUCACCAUGAAGUCAAAUAUUCGUACCUGGAAUAACUCAAGAGGAGAAGGGAGAUUGUUCAACGUGAAUCUUCUUGAUGACAGUGGGGAAAUUCGUUUAACUGGGUUUAAUGAUCAGGUGGACAAGUUUUACAAUCUUCUUGAGGUGAACAAAGUCUAUUACUUUUCAAAAUGCACCCUCAAAACUGCAAAUAAACAGUAUUCAAGCUUGAAUUGUGAUUACGAGAUGACAAUGAACCCAGAAACCAUCAUUGAACCCUGUAAUGAAGAGAUUGACCUUCCAAUGAUGACCUUUGACUUUGUGCAGCUUUCAGAGCUGGAAAAGUGCAAGCCUCCAUCUAACGUUGACAUUAUUGGUGUUGUUAAAGUUUGCAAUGAUACUGGAACUGUUAUUGGUAAGCAAACCCAGAAGGAAAUCACUAAACGGGACUUGCAGAUAGUUGACCAAACGGGACUUGCUGUUAAUCUUACAUUAUGGGGAGAUGAUGCUGUGCAGUUUGAUGGUCAGGGUUUCCCGGUGGUUGCUGUGAAAAGUGCCAGGCUGUCAGAUUUUCAUGGGCGUUCUUUGUCUGUAUCAAACGGCAGUCAGCUGCUCAUCAAUCCAGACAUCAAGGAAGCACACAUCCUGCGAGGCUGGUUUGAAAAUGAAGGCAGAUACCAAAAUUUUAACAGCUAUCAGAGUGAAGGAGGCCAAUCAAGUGGUCAUUCCACCAACUGGAAAUUGUUUUCACAGGUAAAAUCAGAAAACCUUGGCCAAGGGGAAAAGGCUGACUACUACACCGCUAGAGGUACUGUUCUGUUCCUGAGAAAAGAAAACUGCAUGUACCAGGCAUGCCCAACGGCAGAGUGUAAUAAAAAAGUAGUGGAUCAAGGCAAUGGUCUGUACCGCUGCGAGAAAUGCAACAGGGAGUUCCCGAAUUACAAGUGGAGGAUGAUUCUCAGUGCCAACGUGGCCGACCACACUGACAAUCAGUGGAUUACCUGUUUCCAGGAGUCAGCUGAAGCUCUAAUAGGUAUCAAAGCUGAUGAGCUUGGUUCCUUGCGUGAGAAAGAUGAGAACCAAUUUGACCAGGUUAUGAGCGAGGCCCUGUUCAAGCAAUACACUUUCAAAAUGCGAGCUAAGGUGGAGUCUUAUAAUGAAGAGAGCCGGCUGAAAACAGUUUGUGUUUCUGCUACACCUAUUGAUUGGAAGGAGGCAAGUAUCCAAUUAUUGGAACAGAUUAAGCAGUUGGGAAUUUAAAUGUUUUAUUAUGUUCUGACUUGUGACCAUUUUUAUAUGGCUAGUUCUGUAUAUUUUCUUAGUUUGUACCUGGUAUACAGUUAAUGGAAAUAAGCCUGCUGGGUAUUAUGAAGAAGCUGAGUUGUAAAUUGACUUUGUUUCAAAUACAAAUUGAAAUUUGAGCUGACUCUGUUGGUAUAGUUGCAUUUUUUAAAACAACUCAUUGCUUGUACAGAAAUUGGCCAUUAUAUUUGCAUCGUUUAAAUGUUUUUGUUAAAAGUCCAGUUCUGCAAUUACACAUUGUCAAAUGCUGGUGUUAUUUUUGUACCAUCUAUAAUCAUCACCGGUAGUAGUUUUUUUUUUUUUUUAUCAUGUGGGUAUAGGACUAACUACCUUAAAACUUUUUUGUUUUCCACUGGUGGAUUAGAUUGAAUAUAGUCAGAAUUAUUUUAUAAAGACAGUUUUGUGCACUGUAUUUGAAUUAUUGUAUGUUUAUGCUCACUCCUAUUUAACGAGCAGUACUAUGUGAUUUUUUUUUUAGUGUUCCAAUUAUAUUUACUUGAUAGUAUAUAAAAUAUUGUUUUGCCAUUGUUUCUUUUCUUUAUCAUUAAUGCAAAUCUGUAUGUUAAUUGACAUACCAAUGUUACUGCUAACUGAACAUCCAUAUAUUUAUUUUUUUAGCAACAAAGUGGUGAAAUAAAUAUGGAUGGGGGGUGAAGUAAGAUCAUUCUUGCAUAAUGAUAUAAGUUGGCUGAGGCUACCAAAAUAACCUAAGAUUUUCAGUAUUGAAUUUCAGUACUAUAUUACUGAUUAUAAAUUUUUAGUUCAAUACAUUCUUUUGAAUAGCUACUUAACUAACUGAUGUAUAUUGAGAAAAAACAAUACUUUGUUAUAUGAUGUAUGCAUUGAGGUGUAUAAGAAAAUAAACUGUUGACAAAAAAAAUUCUCUGUGAUCUAGUAAUGUUGGCUUAUUAAACAAUGGGUAAUCGCAAAAGUAGGUACUAGCUGAUUGUUUCUGACGCCAGCUUUCAAGUUUUAAUUUUUUUUUCAACUUAUUUGGGGUGCUAAUGAUAGGAUGAUAAAUAAAUCGUAAAAGAACUUACUGGCUAAACAACUUCCAAUUAUAUUUCAUUAGUCCAAAUGGACAGGCAUUCUUUAUUAUAGC